GCGACUUGGUAUAAAAGGAGGUGAUGUACGUAGUAAACAAGUAGCCGCCGCCGUGGAAGCCUCGAAGCAAUUCCUUCUGCUUUUAGUCUCUGCAAAUCGACUUCGAGCUCUCUGACCGCCAACAUGUUCAAAGCAAGGACGGCCAUUUCCCUCGUACUGAUCGUGAGUGUCGUACUAGCUUCUGGCCUGGACUACUGGCCGAGUUAUGUCUUGGGAAAGAGUGAUCUGAGUCGUCUUAGGGCUGAACAAAACGAUUUGGAAAGCGAGAUGUUUUGGAGACAGUACAAACGAAUCUUGGGCAACACUAAAG
This is a messenger RNA of Penaeus vannamei (Pacific white shrimp), 310 nucleotides long. The record is from RefSeq and is a predicted model, not a curated record. Lineage: Eukaryota; Metazoa; Arthropoda; Malacostraca; Decapoda; Penaeidae.